AAUCCUCCUACAUCCGUCGUAUCAAAACAGAACCCGGCAGCGGAGAAAAAUAUUCGAAAGGAAACUCUGUAAACUUUACAAGGUAGCGUUUUAAAAACAAACAAACGGGCUGUGAUUGCUCAACAAGUCUUAUAAGUGCAAGAUUUUUUAGUUCGGGUUACCUACAAAGUGUACAUUAUGUCUCUACGAGACAUCCAACUUUCUGAAGUCAGACAGUUGUUGGUGGACAAUUCUGGAUUCUCUGAGGCAAAUGCCAAAAGUUUUCAAGUACUUGAAACACAGGAGCAUGAUGUUGAGACACCUCUCGGUACCAUCCGCGUCGCUGUCCGUGGGACACCAAAAGGAAGUCGCCCAGUCAUCCUCACGUUUCAUGACAUUGGGAUGAAUUACAAAUCCUGCUUCGAUGCGCUCUUCAAUUCUGAAGACAUGCAAGAAAUUACACUUCAUUUUGCUGUUUAUCAUAUUAAUGCACCUGGUCAGCAAGAGGGAGCUCCAACUUUUCCAGCUGGAUACCAGUAUCCAUCAAUGGACCAAAUGUCUGAAAUGAUUCCAUCUAUUCUGAAGCACUUUGGUGUGAAGAGCAUUAUUGGAAUAGGAGUUGGAGCUGGUGCAUAUAUUCUGACUAAAUUUGCUUUGACCUUUCCUGAUCUUGUUGAGGGGUUAUGCCUCAUUAAUAUUAAUUGCUGUGCUGAAGGUUGGAUGGACUGGGCAGCAACUAAGAUUACUGGUUGGACCUCUAACCUGACAGAUGUUGUACUCUCUCAUCUGUUUGGAAAGGAUGAAAUGCAUUCUAACCCCGAUUUGAUCCAGAUGUACCGCUCUCACAUUACUUCUGAGAUUAAUCACAACAAUUUGCAACUUUUUGUUGAUUCAUAUAACAGCCGAAGAGAUUUAGAUAUUGAGCGCCCCCUUCCUGCAGGGCAGCACCAUCAUCACCAAGGUCUUACUUUACAGUGUCCAGCUUUAUUGGUGGUUGGAGAUACUUCACCUGCAGUGGAUGCUGUGGUUGAUUGUAAUACUAAGCUUGAUCCAACAAAGACUACUCUGCUAAAGAUGUCGGACUGUGGAGGACUGCCACAAAUUGUUCAGCCAGCAAAGCUUACAGAGGCUUUUAAGUACUUUGUGCAAGGCAUGGGCUACAUGCCUGCAGCUAGCAUGACUCGCCUGAUGAGAUCCCGUUCAGCAUCAGGAUCCAGUGUGGUAUCCCUAGAUGGCAACAGGAGUCGUGCUCACACCGGGGAGGCAUCCAAGUUUUAUAGCCACCCAGCUGUGGGAUUGAACCAGAAUGCAAAUGCAAACUCGAAUACUAAUGUGGGAGGCGUUGAAAACCCUGCCCCACAAUCAGCUGAAAUUUCAUGUUGAAUCUUUUUUCCUCUUCCGCUCCAUCCCAAGAAAAAAUUAGCAAGUGUAAAAUUGUUCUUUGGGGCUUAGUGACGUGGUGUGAACUGGCCCCCUUUUUUAAAAUAAAAAGCUUCAGAAUACUAGGAUAAAAAUAAGGAUGCACAGAUUAAAAUCUGCUUUUUUGUGCUUGUUUUCCUAGUUAUUGUUAUAAUUUUGAGUCCAUACAAAACUUGGUAAGACAAAUGUUUAUUUAUCUUACCUUUUCAGGGAGCAAUAGAUUAUACCUAACACCCUUUUUGAAAGUGCUUCCCAUGAGUCAAAUGAAGCUAGAGUUGAAUGUUGAGAUGUACAUAGUUUGAAUAAUUAUCAAAAAUAUAAAAUCUUGUUAGUUUGUGUAACUUGUCAAAUUUCAGUUGGUUGAUGCAUUGUUACUUUCCCUUUCAUACAAAAGCAUAUAUAUUGCUAUUUUUUAAAAAAGUUAACUAUGUAGAUUAAUAUUUGUUUUCUGCUCUGAAUAAAUUUGAGUAGGCAAGAAAGAUUUGAUCCUCUUUCAGAAUGUUGAGCUAUAAGUGCUUAGCACUCGUUCCAUUUUCCUGGUAAUAUAAUCAAAUUCUAAAAUUUGCAUUUAUAUUGUACUAUAGAAACUUGUAUUUUUGAAUUUUUCCAAGUUUUCUUUUGAAGUGGCAUUGUAAUUUUUAACAGACUUUUUGUGCUUUUUGGAAUGAACUGUAUUCAGAAGUGUCAAAUGCAAGUUGCACCUAAAUAUUUUCUGAUGACAAGGUGUAACUAAAAAUUUUGAUCUUAAACAAGAAUUCCUUCAGAGCAUUCAUUCAUGCUGCACUGCACAGUCCUGAAACAUGCACAGUAGUAGUUGUGAAUUUUGUAAGCUGAAAAUAUGGUACCUUAUCAGCAUAUAACAUCACUUCUCCCUUCUUAGCCCAAUGAAUGUAUCUUCUGUCACCAUUCCCCUUUAUAGGUGUCUUCAAGCAUAACUGAAGGUACAAAUGGCAUGCAAGUGUAAAGACCAGAAAUAGUUAUUUAGCACAAGUAAUUUUGUCUCUGUGCUCCACGUUAUCUCUUGCCAUCUUUCUUCUCUUGCCCCAUCUAUCACAACUUUGCAUUUACAAAUUGUUCUUAGCAAAAUUGUAAUCAGAUUUUAAGCAUGGCUCUGUCUUUAAACUCUGCAUUACUCUGCAAAUUUCAGCUACUGGAUAUCACAGCCCAGUUCGCAGAUGUUAUCAAAAAUUAAUGCUCCAGUGUGAUUCCUUUAUUGUGGUGCUCUGAAGUGCAAUCCCUAGUAAACACUUUACAUUUACAUGUAACAGCUUGUUUGGACACGUUUCUAUUGCUGUUAGAACCAAAAUGGUCCCCUUUGCCUUAAGGUUGCUUCCAACAGGAAACAUGGUCAUGGAAAUGCUCCAUGAAGCUACAAGUGUUGAAGCAUUUGCUAACAACUUUCAACAUGCUAAUUUUCCCUUUUGGAAAGUCAAAGGAUGUGUUGGAUCUGCAAAUCUAGUUUUGGCUCCCAGGAAGUUAGGCCAUUUUCCUUCGCAGAAACAUGAUCAGUAUAAAAAGUCUUUUGAAUACAGUGAUUAUUGUUUUGUUUUUUUGGGGUGAUGUUAAAGGAUAUUAUUCUUGUCGCAGAUUAAACUAAUGUUGGGAAGAUGAGGGGAAAUACUACUAAACCUUGGUCUGUCUUUGGGUCAUUUUAAUGUUCAAGGGCUUGGUGUUUGCAACCUAAGAUUCCUAUUACUAUCUGUAGAUCCAGUUUAAAUCCGCAAGUAUUAUUUACUGUGACCUCUGUUUUUGAUCCUGCAGAUGAUAUUACUGAACAAACAGUUGAAAUCACAGUGCUUAAACUUGACAGUGACAUGCAUAUUUGUAUUUAUUUUGAAAAUAAAAUUUUGAAACUUACAAUUUAUUCUGAAACAAAA
Molecule: messenger RNA, 3275 nt
Organism: Stegostoma tigrinum
Lineage: Eukaryota; Metazoa; Chordata; Chondrichthyes; Orectolobiformes; Stegostomatidae
Product: protein NDRG1
Exons: 16
Coding region: 178-1362 (394 amino acids)
Biological process (GO): signal transduction
Cellular component (GO): cytoplasm
Source: RefSeq, a predicted model, not a curated record